Molecule: messenger RNA, 5359 nt
Organism: Ictalurus punctatus (channel catfish)
Lineage: Eukaryota; Metazoa; Chordata; Actinopteri; Siluriformes; Ictaluridae
Gene: znf438
Product: zinc finger protein 438
Exons: 5
Coding region: 742-2985 (747 amino acids)
Biological process (GO): regulation of transcription by RNA polymerase II
Cellular component (GO): nucleus
Molecular function (GO): DNA-binding transcription factor activity, RNA polymerase II-specific; RNA polymerase II transcription regulatory region sequence-specific DNA binding
Source: RefSeq, a predicted model, not a curated record
UAGCCGAAUCGGUCUUCAGGUGUAUAUUGUUGUAUAUUCACAUUUUAUGAAGUUGUGAAAUGUUUGUACAUGAUAUGACACCGGCGUUUAUUCACAAGUCGGGGAUCUUAACACUAGUUCUCCCCACAUAGAGUUAUUAAUGGUCUGGUCCAAAAUGGCUGUACAGAAACAGUUGUGAAGAUGUGUCGUUCUUCAUAAGAAACGAAUAUGUUGCGUCGUGCAAAUUUGUGAAGAGUCCUCUGAGGGUGCAGGAGGAUAUACAUGAAAAGAAAUAAAACACCCCACAACGUGGAAUUCCUACUCAGGAACUUAGGGUGUCUCCUCCCCAACUCUGAGUUCAGCAAGUGGUGUCAAAUCAACAAAGCUACGCAGAGCGUCAGCAGCAAACAAAGUAGUCCUUCUUACCUUUAAAUGAGUUCUAUUGUAUAUACAAGUACUAUUUGCUUUAGAUCAAUCAACAUACAAAACAUCUCCAUCCAUUUUCUGUAUUGCUUAUCUUACACAGGGUCUUGGGGAGCCUGGAGCCUAUCCCAGGCGACACCCUGGACGGGUGCCAAGCGAUCGCACAAUUGCGCACACACACUUGUAUGCUACGGACAAUUUAGAGAUGCUAUUCAGCCUACAACUCAUUUCUUUGGACUGGGGUAGGAAACCGGAGUACCUCAAGGAAACCCUGAAGCACUGCAACCUCUGCAUACACAGGGUGGAGGCAGGAAUCGAACCCCCAUCCCUGGAGUGACAAUGGCAGCCAUGAAAACCCAGGAGCAGCGGACUAGCCCCUUAAAAUCAACCAUACACAAUGAUGGCCGUCCUAUUGCACAGGCAAAAGCUAUUCAGUUCCGUACCAUUGCACCUAAAGCUCCAACAUUGGGUUCAUCCUCUGCGGUGAUAUCCAGCCAUCCACCCUCUACCCUUCCAGAGGCUUCUACAGCUGUCAGUCCUAAAUCCAUCUUAGUACCUGCACAGAACUAUGCACUCAUGCAGGUAGCUGGGCAGGAGGGUACUUUCUCAUUGGUGGCUUUGCCUCAGACAUCACCACAAAGUCAAGUCCAAAAGAAUUUAAAACUGCCCAUUCCUAGAUAUCAGUCAAUAAGAAGCCAGAGAGCUUCUGAGAAAACUAGUAGUAAGAUGCAGAACUCAACCAAGUUGGUCAAGCUUCCACUGGCAAAGUCUACAGUCAAAACAAACGUGGGUGUUUCCAGUUCACCUGAGACCCUAGAAUCAUCAUCUGAACAGAUUGUCGGGAUGGGCUCUGCUGCUUCAUCUGAAAUCUUGCUGCCAGACAAUGCUGUCCUUUGCACAGGGUCACAGUCAGAUCAAGCAGUGAAAAGAAGCGUUGAUUCUCUAAACAACUUCAGCUACUCCACUAGAGCCUCUGCCACUGCACUUGUUGCUCCUGUCAGUAACAGCAAAACCAUAAAAACAGAAGGUACCUCUGCAGGAAAUGCUAUUACUGUUCUCUCCCCCACCAUCUUCAGCAAAGCUGUCCAGAUAAUCCCCUCUCCCCCCAAGGGCAAACUCCCCAUUCUGCCAUACGCCAAGGUGAAGAAUUCCCUCUUACCAUCUACAGGUCUUGCCAACACCCAGUCCCCAGUGAAAGUCUCAUCGAAUCAGGCCAAAAAUAGGCCAAAAAGCUCUCUGGACAUCAAAGGCAUGGUCACAGACAGCAGAACCAGGAGUGCAAAUAGCACCCACUGCAAGAAACCCACAGGCAAGAGGCGAGGGAGGAAAAGGAAAACCAUGGAGGACAUUCUGUCCUUUGAGGCAAAGAAGAAGAGAUCUUUGUCAUUUUUCUCCAGGAGAAUACCAGAAAAACCACCAUCUGGCACCCAGUCGUCUUCUUCACAGGUCAAGGUUGUGGACAUUUCGAAAAAGUAUCGCAGCAUUCGCCCAAAGCCUAUUCUAGUCAUGGAAACCACUGUUCCUCAACUUGUACCACUAGCUUCUCUUUCAAGCUCUAAGAACAUUGACCAGAAACUUGUCAUGGGGCAGGAGAUGUCAGGAAAAACACUUAGUGCUGUCCAGCCAGGCUUAGUGUCUAUACCAGCACCAGGGCAGCAAUCUAUGGCUGAAACUGGAAAUUGUGGAAGGUUUGCAUAUGUAGGUAGCCGUGCACUCCACCGAUGUACAACCUGCAGUAGGUGUUUUCAGUUCAAGCAUCACUUACAGAGUCACAUGAACAGCCAUGGUAACCUGAGACCGUAUGGAUGUCCGGUGUGUAGGAAAGCCUAUGCUCACUCAGGUAGCCUAAGCACACACAUGAAGCUUCACCAUUCAGAGGGGAGGCCCAGGAAGAGCCUCCGCUGUGAAUUUUGUGAGAAGGUGUUUGGGUAUGUCGGUGUGUACUUCAGCCACCUCCGAGAAGUGCACAGGGUCAUCCUUACUGUGGAGCCAUCCAUCCGUCAACAUGAGGAGAAUACACCCAUAGAAGGUUUUGUGGACUCUGAGGACCAGGCUUCAGAACAGCGCGUGGAUCCUGUGGAGUUGCAAAUAAAGUGUGGCCGCUGCCAGGCAAUCACGCCCACUUUUGCUGACAUGAAGCUACACUUGUUGUAUGUGCAUGGCGAGGAAGUUCAAGUCCAUCUAAAAGAGGGGGUCGUGCAUGAGGGACGCGAGGCUGAGAAUGAACUGGUUAAGCACGCAGCCCACUAUUGGAGGCAACUCAAUGAGAGGCGCAACUUGGUACGUUGCGGAAGUUGUGAUGAAGAGUUCUUCUCGUUCUCCAAGCUUGAGUGCCACCUGCAUGCCCACCACCAAGGGGUUAUAGAAAGUCAAGACGAAGAACACGAACUGAAGAAAGAAGCUAAAGACGAGUACGUCUCCGAGGGUUUGGUCACAAGCGUGACCUUUAGAGCAGGGUCACGCUUUAAUUGCAUCCUGUGCAGUGAGGUUUUGAACAGCAAGCAGGAUGUUCUGGAGCACUGGAGGGCGGUUCACAAGUGUGAAAACCCAGUCAUGCUGUGGGAGGUUCUGGAUUCAAAAUGAGAGUACAAAUCUGCUCUCAACCUAAGGUAGCAUCCUAAGGAGCAGUAUGUAUGGAACAUUUAUCAGUUUCUUUCAUAUUUUUAAAAUGUCUGUUUUGCACUGUUUUGUUUUGAUAUUGAAAGGAAAAUUUGACUGCUUUAAUUUAAACUGUUUGCUUUUUAUAUCAGUUGUGAAGGUUUUUUUCUUUUCUUUUUUUUUCUUUAAACUCGUAUGUGUUUCUUUGCAAUGGACAUGGUUCUGACAUGAUUUUAUUCCAACACAGUGUUUUGAAAAUUCAGUUUUGAGCAUUAUAAAUGCACAUACAGUGGGGUCCAAAAAUCUGAGACCACUAGUGAAAAUGCAUCUGUUUGGCAUUCUUUUUCAGCUUAGCUUUUCAUCACAAAUGAUAUUAUCAGCAACAGUGUGAGUGAAAAGUAGACGCUUAGAAAUAUUUACUUGAAAGUCAGAGUUUUAGUAUUUGUUAUGUCCCCGUUUGUCUUUAAUGACAGUGUGCAAUCGAGCUGGCAUAGACUCUACACGUUUCUGCAAAUCCUUAUGAUCUAUUUUAGAUUCAAAUCCAACAGCGUGUCAUCUCGAUACGUGCUCCAAUGGAAGGCAUAACACUCACUGUAAAUCUCACAUUUUGUACAAAGGAGUUAACAUAGUCAAUAUCACAAAUUUGCUUACAUUUAAAUAGUGACCUAGAAAUUGUGCAACAUGUUGCACAUUUAUUUAUUUAUUUAUUUAUUUAUUAUUAUUUUUUAAAUAUUCAAAAUUCUAAAACUUUUUUCCAAUAUGAUUUUCAAUAUGGUCUCAGACUUUUGAACAUCACUGUAUAUACAAGUAAUUUAAUCAUUAAUAUUAGAUGUUUUUGCUAGUGAGUACAUGAGUUGAAAUGUAUAUUUUUGUGAUGCAGGGGUGCUAUCCAUUGGAAGAUAAUUAAAACUGCUUACUCAUUGGCCCAGGGAGUGUUUGGGAAGUGCUUUAGUUUCAGGAAAGCUCCAUGGAAAUCAAACCUCUGAUCUAAUGUGGAAGGUCAGUAAAGGAAUAGUUUAACCAAAAUUUCAGUGCACUUUGAAUAUCUGAGUGUCUAGCAUGAUGCUGAUUGGCAGCUAGUUGUAAUUAUACCCUUGUAGCCUUGGAAAAAAGAAGAAUAUUCAGGCUGGAAAGCAGCUCAAAAACUUAUCAUAGGUAUCAUAAGUUAAGUUGUACAGUAAUGAUUGCAGAAUGGUGCUGGUAUAUUGUUGAUUUACCACUUUAUAGACCCCUGUGUUUAUAUACAGCCUUCCUGACCCUCAUCCUGACUCUAUACUUUGCUCCAGUGCUGCCACCUCUGCUGAGGAUGUGUUCAGUGGAAUUCUCAGAGCUGCUUAUCUCAGUUAAGGAAAUAAAAUAUAUUCUAAAAAUCCUAUUUUAUAUACAACUUCUAGUCUAAAGCAAGAGUUCUCUAUACGUGUGUGCACGAGUGCGUUAAGCAUUGUUUUUUAAACUUUAGAUAUAUUUAAAUAUUAUUUUCUGUUUAAAGUAUCACAGGGUAACUGAAUGUACCUUAAAUGUUUCAAAACCCUACCAAAUGUUAUAUACAUUUACUGAAAUAGAUUUUAUAUAUAUAUAUAUAUAUAUAUAUAUAUAUAUAUAUGAUAGAAAGAUAGAUAGAUCACAUAGAUAUAUUGAGGAUAGCUUAUAUAUUUGCAAAUUGACAGUUAUGCUGUUGUUGUAUCUUGAAUAGAGAAAGUACUUCUAAGAUUAAAAACCUCUAUGCCACGUCUUGUAUUAAGCAUACUUGCAGCUCUUGCUAUGUACUGUAAAUGCCUUCUUGCUUCUUACGAAACUUGUGGGUACAUUCUCUAGACACAGAUCAAGUCUAGCCCUGGACUUGAAAUACAUUUCAGUGUGGAAGGCAUGUGACAUUGUGGUGCUGUGGAUGUUAUGUUUAAAUGUCUAGAAAAUGUCAGGAUGUGUUCAUAAAGACAGGGCGCUGCUUAGAUUUCUCACCAGCACUCUCAUUUUUGAAAGGAUUACGGUGCAUGAAAGCAUCUGAGAACUGCCUCUUUGUUAUCAGACUGUUUGUCUGACAAUCUGGAGUUUAGAUUUAGAUAAAGUUUUUGAGCUUAAGUGAACAUACUUGGGUUGAAAGUCAUCGUGGAUUGUGAUGAUGGUCGAAUCCCCAAAGAGUUACAUAUUAGCUGUGUUUAAGCUGAAGUUUAAAACGUGAACAAAAACAUGUUUGGUGUCUAUAGGUGAUAAGAAUGUGGUCCCCUCUUGUCCCGAUAAUUACACAAGUCUGUUUUAGAUGGCUUUAGCCUAACUUGUGCAUGUGUGCUCCUGUCCUAAACCAGUGAAGAUAAAACAACAUAACUGAUUGGUACCUAAAUAAAAAAGUUAUGAAAUCUGA